UCGGCUAAAGCGGCAUUUAUUUUACAUAGCUAAAUAUUUUUCACCAGUGUCCUUACAGAACUUCUCACGUAACUAUAGCUAGUAGCAAUAUAGUAGUUAUUUUAUUUUUGAGCCUGGAACUCGGACAUAGUUACAGCUACCGCUAAAACCGUGCAAAUGGUUUCUUACGACGUGGUUGUAGCUGGAUGGCUAGCGAGCUAGGUUUUUGGUACUAGCCAGCUAGCUACGUUGGCUAGCAAGUUGAUAUACCUACUGGCUAUUUUAGUUAACACGGAAAGCCGGAACUGUUUAUUUACGUUAACGCUAGCUCGACAGCCAGCUACUUAUUUAAUAAAAUAGGACAUUUUACCACGAUAACUUGAAUUUAGCUGGAACGCACAAAAGACAUCUAAAUAUGGAUAAGGCCGAUUUCUUGAAGGGUUUGCCUGUCUAUAACAAGAGCAAUUUCAGCAGGUUCCAUGCAGACUCCGUGUGCAAAGCAUCGAACAGGAGACCGUCUGUGUACCUCCCCACACGCGAAUACCCUUCUGAACAGAUCAUUGUCACAGAGAAAACAAAUAUUCUCCUGCGUUACCUUCACCAGCAGUGGGAUAAAAAGAAUGCAGCCAAGAAGCGGGAACAGGAGCAAGGAGAAGCGGGGAGCCCUGCACCGCCCCGGAAAAUUGCCAGAACAGAUAGCCAGGAGAUGAACGAGGACACUUAGACACAUGGAGCGGUGCACCACAUGCUACAUACGCAUUUAGACACACAAACACAGGCUUGUGCACAUGAUUACAUACGAACAGAUACAAACAAGUACAGACAUGCAAGUACAUAAACUUUUUCGCUCACAGGUUCAUGUAACUCUGCCCACGUUUUUUUCUAUGAGGCAUAGGUAACUGAAGGAGAACCAGGUUCUUGAAAGAUACCUGAGAAAAGCAUUUUUUUUUACGUUACUCCUUACAAAGAGCUUCCCUGUCUUGUGCUUACAAUACCCUCCUUCCAACUGCACUACCCUGUCUUCACCACAGAGGGGCACUGCACCACCUCUCCAUGCUCCUGCUAUGUUGGACCCAAGGCCACACUCUUUCCAAACUGCCACUACAGAAUAGAAACUCUGGGGAAAAUCUCUGCAUUGUGUUGAUGUUCAACAUGUGUAUUUUUCAUUUUUUUGUUGUUGGAAAACUCAUGCCUCUAUCCAGUUUGGUGAUUUAUAUUAAAAAAAAUGUUUUUAUUUUCUGCUGAUUAUUGAUAAAACUGGGCAUGGAAUGCUUUGAUUAAUGUGGUGACUGCACAGCUUGCUUCAUUUGAAAGUUUUUAGCCUUUUGACAAAGGAUGACUGAACUGGGGCACACUGCCUGUGUUGUUAAACGCACAGGUAAAUGCUGGCCAAUCUGUUUUUUUUUCUUUAACCUGUGAGACUUCAGACUUCCUUUGAGGGGACAGAACAAAUGUACCUCACCAAAGUCUGACUGACCGGAAGCAGCUAUUUUAAUAACAAGUUGUGCUCGUAAAAUGUCAUAUUCCGAAAGCCGUCACUUAUCUGGCAGCAUGGAGAAGUAUUGAAAUGGAUUUUUGUGGGCGAUUGGUAUCGCAGGAACUCUCGCUCAGUCCCUUUUUCAUGUGCAGGCACUUCAAAAUAAUUUAAAAGAAACUGUAGCAAUGGCACUCGUUCCAAAGCAUAUCGUGUGCACGCACUUGAACUGUAUGUCAAAAGGCACCAGACAAAGGACAGCCGAAGUGUAUUAUGUAAGUGCUUCUGGCUUGGCCCUCUCCAAUCGAUGUAAGCGGGAGCGUGUUCUUUUCCGAAAGCAGAGGUGAAGUGCCCUGUAUAGUGGCCCUUUCCUACCUUGCGUGUCAAAGGUUAGGUGAGUGGUAGCCUUGUUGGUUUACAGUGUAGUCACAGGCAGAGGGUGGUGGAUAUUACAGGUCCUCUGCAACGCAUGGCACAACAAAUGGAAAACUAUGUCAAGUUUGUCUGCACAAGUUACUCUUUGUACCACCCUGCCUUUUCCAGAACUUCAGUUAUUGCUGGGAGUAUACCAUGCUGAAGUUAACCCUUUGUUUACACUGACUUACAAGUUCAGCUUGUUUUACUUUGGAGCAGUUCUGUUCUUGUAGUUGUUCCCCUUGAGUCCCUUCAGUCUGAUACUGAGCAUUUUAAAAGUCUGUUUUACAUUUGCUGGCAUAGACUGUUCUCCAGUUAUGUUUCUUCUACAUGUUGAGUACAUUUUAAGUCAGAAUCUUUUAGAAAUAUUUCUCAGAAAAUCAUCUAAAAAAUCCAAGGAAAAAAAAUCCUGUUUGGUAUAAUGUACAUGACCCAUCAUAGAGCCAAUAAGGGAGAAGUGAAAAUGUGAAAAAGUGAACAUUUUAAAUAAAAGCAACAAGACCUAACAGUAUUCAUGCAGUGGUCAGUUCAGCAACCUUGAAUAUGUAUACUUUCAGUCCCAUGGACAAAAAGGUGGAGCCUUUGGAACCCUGCCUGCUGUUUUACUUCCCUCCUACCUGUCUGAUUCAUAGACAGACUUGAUCACAUUGUUUCCUCAUGUACUUUUGAUAAUUAGCUAACACUCACCUUAGAUAGGCCAGGCCACAACUCGUGUGGAGCCCUGCAGAAAUGAAUAGAUACACUGGCUGCAUACAUCUGCUAGCUGUACAUGCAUAAGUAAAGGUGAAGGGAUAAUUGAUCAUGUUUCAGACGUGCUCCCUCUGCUGCUAUCUAACUCCUCAUUGUCUGCUUCUACAAACAUUUUUUAAUGCAUUAUUUCCUACAGGUCCUCAUUUGUACAGCCAUAGUUUAUCAAGCUGUUCAUUUGUAUCUGUGUUUCUGGUGUUGGAAAAGCACAUUUUCUGUUUAAAAUACCCACUGGAGCAGUGGUGUUGUGUGCGUUUUUUUUUGUUACAAAUAUGGCAAAAGAUAUCCAAUCAGAUACAAAUGAAGGAAUGAACCUCAGUCUUCAGUAGAGUAAAGUGCUUUUGAGAGCAGUAUUUUCUGAAUUUGUGUUGUUGUUUGAUCUGAAAGAAUGGCAUACAGCAUGUGCCCUGGCUUGCCAGAACCAAUGAGGCAUACUGAGGCAGUUUGUAAACAUGAUUGAAACAUUUUCACUGAAGUCUGCGGUUGUGUUCCCUCAAUGAGAAUGUCAAGGAAAUCUUCCAGGUCGGGUGAGGGGGCUGGAGAAGUAGACCUAUUUGUUGAGGGUUAGGGGUAGGCUAACCAUAACUUUGAAUUGGCUUCACGUUGGGUAUUGUCAUUUGUUGUAGCCAGAGGACACCUGUUUGUUUUUUUUUUCCUCCAGUUUUGUGUACAUAGCCUGAGUUAAUCUGAAGUUAGACAACACGGCAUAUGUUGCAUUGCUGCAAGCUUCAUGAGGUAGACUGCAGAUCAAGACUAAUCUUGUUUAUUGUGUGUGUUAGAACUGUUUGCUGGUGGACACUGCAGUUCCUGUUCAUAGCACAAUGCUGAGGUGUAGGUUCACUUGUGUUCUCCAGCCCUCUCCUGCUGAUUUUAGGAGCGUAGUUUGGCACAAUGCCUCAGUGUAAAUAGUGUGCUGUGGUAGACAUGUAUGGAUAUGCAAAAACAAAUUUUGUUGUUUUGGUCUAUUUUUUUAAACAUUUUCUGUUUGUACUUAUCUGGAUUUAAGAUUCUGGAUCGUAACUACAAAUAAAAUGUAUAAUUUAUAAGUUCGUACAGUUGAAUACAGAAGAUGCAUCCUGUGUCAUGUUUUGAGCUAAAGGAAACCUGAAGCAGGCCCACUGAAUACAUCUAGAAUAGACACACCAUUACUGAUUUGACAGUGGAGAUCGAAUGUUGAUUAAGAACAUUACAUUAUUAACAUUAAGAAAUUUACCUAACAGUGCUACUUUUAUUCUUGCACAAAAUUAAGAAGAUAAACACUGAAGCUUUAACCAGGGAAUGUUCAACAAUGUAUGGAAGUUAAUUGGGCUCUUUGAUCCUCAAACUAGAAAGCAAAACAGUAUAACCACACUUAAAUACAGUAAUAGUUUUGCUAGUAUAGUGGUAUGAUGCCAUGUUGGUAUAUAAUAUAUGAAACACCCACAUAGUCACAUGUACAUUUAGACCUUUGUUGCACCUUCAAGAUUGAAAAAAAAAUCUAGACAGUAACUUGAAACCAUUUAGUAAACCUUUUAUGUUAAUGAAAUUCACAAAACGCAUAUAUGUGUGCAUACCUUUUACCAGAUGUAAAACUCUUCUAACAGUUUCCCUUUGGCUAUGGUGGGGUGUAGCAUGUAUGGGGAGGCUUGUUCAGUGUGAUUUGAAGGCAAAGUCAUUUGUGUCUUCGUUUAUAUGCUGCAAGACAUUUGGCAA
Megalops cyprinoides (Indo-Pacific tarpon) is the source of this 4306-nucleotide messenger RNA. RefSeq names its product DET1 and DDB1 associated 1 (gene dda1). The transcript has 5 exons. The coding region runs from base 395 to 703 and encodes 102 amino acids. Gene Ontology annotation, cellular component: Cul4-RING E3 ubiquitin ligase complex. Gene Ontology annotation, biological process: positive regulation of proteasomal ubiquitin-dependent protein catabolic process. The record is from RefSeq and is a predicted model, not a curated record. Lineage: Eukaryota; Metazoa; Chordata; Actinopteri; Elopiformes; Megalopidae.